Astyanax mexicanus (Mexican tetra) is the source of this 966-nucleotide messenger RNA. Its product is annotated as tumor necrosis factor receptor superfamily member 6B. The transcript is spliced from 4 exons. NCBI's taxonomy places the organism in Eukaryota, Metazoa, Chordata, Actinopteri, Characiformes, Acestrorhamphidae. Gene Ontology annotation, molecular function: protein binding. The record is from RefSeq and is a predicted model, not a curated record. Bases 92 to 952 code for a protein of 286 amino acids.
CCACCCACACACCAUACCGACAUACACACCUCCACAGAGCGAAAGUGAACUCAGAAGCCCUGCGUCCCUCUGAGCUGCAGCAGAGAGCACCAUGUUGUUCGUGGUCGCAAUGCUCGCGGUGCUGACAGCGCGCGCCGCCGGAGACCCCGACCCCACCAUAGGGUACGAGGACCCGGAGACCGGGCACGAGCUCAAGUGCACGCUCUGCCCGGCCGGCACGCGCGCAAAGGCACCGUGUACGCGUACACAGCCCACAGACUGCGCGCCCUGCAGGCCGGGCUACUACACGAAGCACCGGAACUUUCUGGACCGCUGCCUGCCCUGCCGCGCGCCCUGCGACCACAACCAGCGCGAGCGGCAGGAGUGCACGCCUACGACAGACCGAGUGUGCGGGUGCGCGCCCGGCUACUACUGGCGCGCGGAGCAGUGCAUGAGGCACACGCGCUGCGCCCCGGGGUUUGGCGCCAAACGGAACGGAACCGAACACCAGGACACAGAGUGUACGAAAUGCCCACACGGGACGUUUUCGGAGGGGAACUCAGAGCAUGCCCAGUGCAUUUCACACACAGGCUGCACGAGCCCUCAGUUCAAGGUCCUUCAGGGCACCAGCUGGCAUGAUGACAUUUGUGCCUCCUGUACUCAGCUUAGCAAUGGAGGACAUACAGCGUUACUCCGAGACCACUUGCCCAAAUUUUUUGUGCACGAAAAUAUGAAGGUGAGGAAACUUAAAAAGAUUGUCCGUUUUCUCGGUAAGCAGACACAGACACGACGGUUGAAGCUGAAGGAUGCCACCAGCAGACAGUUGAUACAGUACAUCACCGAUCUGACUAAGGCUCAGGACGAGGAGCUUUGGAAGCUACCAGAGAUGAUGGAAAGUUUGCAGCUCCACAAAACUGCAAAGAAACUCAAGAAGAUUUGUACAGAUUUAGUAAAUUCCUCAAAUUGCAAGUAAAAUGUGUUAGUGGA